Aegilops tauschii subsp. strangulata is the source of this 2814-nucleotide messenger RNA. Its product is annotated as BTB/POZ domain and ankyrin repeat-containing protein NPR2. The record is from RefSeq and is a predicted model, not a curated record. Gene Ontology annotation, cellular component: nucleus. Gene Ontology annotation, molecular function: protein binding. Gene Ontology annotation, biological process: defense response to fungus; defense response to bacterium; regulation of salicylic acid mediated signaling pathway. Lineage: Eukaryota; Viridiplantae; Streptophyta; Magnoliopsida; Poales; Poaceae.
GCCAGAGAACCUGAUCGAAGAAAGCGAAGAAAAGAAAGGUAGGGACGGGAGAAAUCCAGCGGUCUCAGUCAUCCUCCGCCUCCAUAUUCCUCCCCGUCGUCGUCUUCAAUCCCCUCCCUGGCCGAGCCUCCCCCUGCUUUCCACGCAACUGCCCCCGGACUCCUCUUCCGCGACCCCACUCUCCUUCCUCGCCCCGCCAGGUCGUCGUCGUCGUCGUCGCUCCCAAUAUUUCCUCCUGCUCCCCCCACUUGGAUCAGCCGGUCGCGAGGAGGAAAAAAAUAUCCCGAAAGCUCCCGGUUUGACGCGGCGGCGGGCGGGCGGCUGCCGAGAUCUGGGCUCGAGGAAUUCGCCGUCCCUUCUCCGCUGAGUUUAGGCGGGGGGUGACGUGGGGGAGUUUCCGUGCCGACGCGGAUCUGCGUGGUGCCAAACAAAGCCUGCCCGAAUUGCGCAGUUCGGCCGGGAGCGACCAAAAGGCAGCCUCCCCCCUUUGCCUUCCCACACAUGGUGGUCCGGCUCUAGGGCCCUUUCGCCUCGUGCUUGGCGGCGGUGAUGGAGCCGUCGUCGUCCAUCACGGUCGCCUCCUCGUCGUCCUACCUGUCCAACGGCUCUAGCCCCUGCUCCGGCGCUCUGGCGCCGCUGCCCGCGGCGGACGGGUGGGGCGGGGCUGGGGGAGGGGGAGGGAGCAGCAGCAGCGUCGAGGCUGUGAGUCUGAGUCGCCUCAGCAGCAACCUCGAGCGCCUCCUCCUCGAUUCUGAACUCGACUGCAGCGACGCCGACGUCGACGUGGCGGACGGCGGGCCGCCCAUCCCCAUCCACCGCUGCAUCCUCGCCGCGCGCAGCCCCUUCUUCCACGACCUCUUCCGCGCCCGCGGGAGCCGCAGUGAUGGGGCAGUCACCGCCUCCGCCUCCGCCACCAGUGGCGGAGCGGGAGGGGAUGUUACCGGGAGGCCGCAGUACAAGAUGGAGGACCUCGUCCCAGGUGGCCGUGUGGGUCGCGAGGCCUUCCUGGCGUUCAUGGGGUACCUCUACACGGGCAGGCUCCGGCCAGCGCCGCUGGACGUGGUGUCAUGUGCUGAUCUUGUGUGCCCGCACGACUCGUGCCCGCCGGCCAUCAGGUUCGCCGUCGAGCUCAUGUACGCGGCGUGGACCUUCAGGAUCCCCGAGCUCAUGUCGCUGUUCCAGCGACGGCUUAUGAACUUUGUUGACAAGACUCUGGCUGAAGACGUCCUACCUAUUUUGCAAGUUGCUUUCCACUCGGAGCUUACUCAAGUGCGUGAAAAAUGUGUUCAAAGGAUUGCAAGAUCGGAUCUUGAUAUUAUGUCUUUGGAUAAGGAACUCCUUCCCGAAAUCGCUGAUGAGAUAAAAAGAAUCCGACAGAAAUCUCCCCCAAUUGAUGGUGACACCAUCAUUUCGGACCCUAUACACGAGAAAAGAGUAAGAAGAAUCCACAGGGCACUGGAUUCUGAUGAUGUUGAGCUUGUGAAGUUGCUUCUUAAUGAGUCUGAAAUCACCCUAGACGACGCCAACGCAUUGCAUUAUGCUGCAGCUUACUGCGAUUCUAAAGUUCUUACAGAGUUGUUAGGCCUGGAACUUGCCAACUUGAAUUUGAAGAACAGUCGUGGGUACACAGCACUCCACCUAGCUGCUAUGAGGAGAGAACCAGCUAUUAUUAUGUGUCUCUUAAGCAAAGGAGCAGUGGCGUCGCAAUUGACAGAUGAUGGCCGCCUUGCAAGUAAUAUUUGUCGAAGAUUAACAAGACUAAAAGAUUACAAUGCAAAGAUGGAGCAGGGCCAAGAGUCAAAUAAAGAUAGGAUGUGCAUUGACAUCCUAGAGAGGGAGAUGAUGAGGAAUCCUAUGACAGCGGAAGAUUCAGUCACCUCACCUUUAUUGGCUGAUGAUCUUCACAUGAAACUAAGCUACCUGGAAAAUAGAGUCGCGUUUGCAAGAUUAUUCUUCCCUGCUGAAGCGAAGGUUGCGAUGCAAAUUGCGCAAGCAGACAUCACACCAGAAGUUGGUGGUUUUUCUGCAGCAAGUACUUCUGGUAAACUGAGGGAAGUCGAUCUGAAUGAGACGCCAGUAACAAAAAACAAAAGGCUACGUUCGAGGGUGGAUGCACUAGUGAAAACAGUGGAACUGGGCCGUCGGUACUUCCCAAACUGCUCGCAGGUGCUCGACAAAUUCUUGGAAGAUGGCCUGCCUGAUGGCCUUGAUGCAUUCCAGCAGCAAAGCGGCACCCCUGAUGAGCAACAGGUGAAGAAGAUGCGCUUCUGCGAGGUGAAGGAGGACGUGCGCAAAGCAUACAGCAAAGACACGGCCGAUAACAGCAUGUUUUCAGCCCUGUCGUCAAACUCCUCAUCCUCGGCGAUGAAGUGAAGGUACUGUAACAGGCUGUUUUCUGGAGAUGUCAGGACUAAAGAGGGAUCGCUGGUCAUGCGCAUGUAUAGUGCUCACCAUCGUGUAAAACUGAAUAUGAACAUGAAAGAAGGCCCCAAAAUAGUAGAAGAUGAUAUAUACUUUGCUGGACUUGGAGUUUGUUGGAGAAGGCUGUGCCAUCCCAUUCCAGAUUCCCAAUAUCAAUUUUCCCAUGCUGGUUGUGAAGACAGAGCCGCGGAUCAUCCAGCUCCGACGCUAUGCAUGCGUGCAGCCUGCUGUAUUUGUUUCGCAUAGCUGCAAUACUUAUAUGUUUAAUAAUAGUACUAGGGAGUAGUAGGUUAUUGAGGCUGUAGCGGAAGUUGGAACCUACCUUAAUGUAAGUGAAAGGGGACAGUUGCCCAUUGUCGAAUUGUUGUUAUCAAUACAUAGUUGAUUUUCGUA